AUGUAUUUCCCCGUCCUCUCCACCCUUACCGCUCUUUCUCUCCUCUCCCUUACAUCCGCUCGCUCACUUCCCCGCGCUCCAAACUCAAAGAUCUCUGUUCGUAGUGUCGUUCCUUCUAGACCAAGAAGUAUUCCAGUCGUCACAGACAAUGUCCUGGAACUUACCAAGAAAUCUACCGGAGGCUCUAAAGUCAGAAGCGCAGUUAAAUUCUUGAAGAAUUUGGAUAUUGUUAAUGGAAGCUCAACUGCUCUUAUCAGUUUAUUUGAGGGAGAGGAAUAUGCUACGGAUAUUACUUUUGGAACACAGACUUUCGAGGUUGUUGUCGAUACUGGAUCUAGUGAUACUUGGUUAGCCGAGACUGGAUUUUCUUGUCUUGAUAUCGAUACCGGAAAGAGUGUCUCGGAAGCCACCUGUGCAUUUGGCCCAACCUACACAAAAGACUCUACCUUCAAAGCUAUCUCGGGUCAAGAAUUUUCCAUUACAUAUGGCGAUGGAGAGUAUCUCACUGGUGUGCUUGGAUCGCAGCCCGUGACUUUUGCCGGUAUCAAUGUAACCACCACUGUCGCUUUGGUCACAUCUGCUGCAUGGAACGGUGACGGAACUACUAGUGGUUUGGUCGGUUUGGCGUAUCCCGGAAUCACAUCCGCCUACAAAGGUUCCACCCAAGUAGUCUACAACCCCAUCUUCACCACCAUGUACGAAGAAGGACUCGUCGACUCCCUCUUCAGUCUCGCCAUCGAGCGCGACGUCUCCGGCCCCGCCGGCUACCUCGCUCUCGGCGGUGUUCCCCCCGUUGAUUUCGUACAAGAUUUCGCCAGCACCCCCAUCCUUGUAACAUCCAUCACUGGAUACCCUAAAACAUACGAUUUCUACACCAUUAAAAUCGAAGCCGCGUAUCUGAACGGAAAAGCCAUUUCCGGCGCCGCAACUCCUCAAUACAUUGUCGAUUCGGGAACCACGCUUAAUUACCUCCCUACCACGAUGGCCAAUGCUAUUAACAAGGCUUUCGUUCCGGCUGCCGUGUACAGCAAUGAUCAGGGCUCAUAUGUCGUUUCUUGUACUGCUGUUCCACCUGUGUUUGGUAUCGAGAUUGGUGGUACAGUCUUCUAUACUAACCCUCUCGAUAUGAUUCUCCACGCUGGUACUGAUGAUGAUGGAAACGACGUUUGCAUUAGCGGUAUUAACGAUGGUGGAAGUGAUACUGCCAAUGAUUUGUAUAUCUUGGGCGAUACCUUCCAGAAGAACGUCGUCACCGUUUUCGAUGUUGGGGCUGGCGUGUUGCAAUUCGCUGCUAGGGAAAACUAUACCAGUAAUGAUACUUACUAG
Molecule: messenger RNA, 1326 nt
Organism: Botrytis deweyae
Lineage: Eukaryota; Fungi; Ascomycota; Leotiomycetes; Helotiales; Sclerotiniaceae
Exons: 3
Coding region: 1-1326 (441 amino acids)
Biological process (GO): proteolysis
Cellular component (GO): fungal-type vacuole
Molecular function (GO): aspartic-type endopeptidase activity
Source: RefSeq, a predicted model, not a curated record